AACACUUAAAAAAGCUCAAAGACACUAAGAUUAAAAAAUGAAGAUGUUUAACUCUCCUCAAACCCUAGUACUAUUGGCGUUAGCUCUUGUCCUAGCUUUUGCAGUUCCACUGAAAGCCCAAGACGGGCGACAGGACUACCUCGAUGUACACAACCAUGCUCGAGACGACGUUGGUGUGCCUCAUAUAAAAUGGCAUGCGGGGGCGGCGCAAUACGCCUGGAACUAUGCUCAAAUAAGAAAGCGGGACUGUCGUCUCGUUCACUCAGACUCAGGCGGGCGUUACGGUGAAAACUUGGCAUGGAGCAGUGGUGAUAUGUCCGGAGCUGCCGCAGUGAGAUUGUGGGUCAAAGAGAAGUCUGACUACUUCCACAAAUCGAACACAUGUCGUGCUGGAAAACAAUGUGGUCAUUAUACUCAGGUUGUGUGGAAAAACUCGGAGUGGGUUGGGUGUGCCAAAGUCAAGUGUGACAAUGGUGGAACCUUUGUGACUUGCAACUAUUCUCCUCCCGGUAAUGUUAGGGGCCGUUGGCCUUACUAAGUAUAUGUGUACGCUGACGAAUAAAACUUGUCCAUAGAGGACGUGUGUGUUUCUAUAAUUUCAAUAAAUGAUCACCAUCUAUCAGGAUGUGGUGGUUCCUUUGUGUGUUUAUGGUUUGUAUAAUAUAUAUGUUGACAUGUUGUGAUGGAAUAAUACAACAUGUGGAAUCUUGACACCA
Molecule: messenger RNA, 716 nt
Organism: Arabidopsis lyrata subsp. lyrata
Lineage: Eukaryota; Viridiplantae; Streptophyta; Magnoliopsida; Brassicales; Brassicaceae
Product: pathogenesis-related protein 1
Exons: 1
Coding region: 38-538 (166 amino acids)
Cellular component (GO): extracellular region
Source: RefSeq, a predicted model, not a curated record